Salpingoeca rosetta is the source of this 2226-nucleotide messenger RNA. RefSeq lists its product as uncharacterized. NCBI's taxonomy places the organism in Eukaryota, Choanoflagellata, Craspedida, Salpingoecidae. The transcript is spliced from 4 exons. The record is from RefSeq and is a predicted model, not a curated record. Bases 1 to 2226 code for a protein of 741 amino acids.
AUGUCAACACCAGCCACGCGCCCUUGGCGCGCUGCUGGUACGGGGGAGAAGACAUCAGCAGUGGGUGGUCAUCUACCAGACAUCGCUGCUGGCAGUGUUGCCACGUCAGCUGAGCCAGCCACCGUCAAGGAGGCGCUUGCCUCGCCAGACUCCGAGGAGUGGCGCCAAGCCAUCCUGGACGAGUUUGCGGCAAUGCAGGCCAAUGACGUCUACGACGUCGUGCCUCGCGCUGACCUUCCCAAGGGCCACAAGCUGCUCCGCAGCAUGGUCAUCUUUCGGAGGAAGCGCGAUGACCAGGGCAAGGUGAUCAAGUACAAGGCGCGCUGGGUUGCCAAAGGCUACUCCCAGGUCCACGGUGUCAACUACACGGACACCUUUGCCCCGACGGCUACCAUCGCAGCCAUCCGCACCAUGCUCGCCAUGGCCGUCGCGCGUGGCAUGGACAUCCAGCAGAUGGACGUCAACACGGCGUUCCUCAACGCGCCCGUGGAUCACGAGAUCUACGUCCAGCCACCGGCCGUCGACGGCAUCUUCUCGCCGAAUACGGUGCUGCGCCUCAAGCGUGGGCUGUAUGGGCUGAAGCAGAGCCCGCGCCUGUGGAACCACACGCUGGACGCCUGGAUGCGCGAGCAGGACUUCGUCGCCACAGCCACGGACGCCUGCAUCUACCGCCGCACCUGCAAGGGUGGCAAAGUGAUGUGGGUUGCCGUCUACGUGGACGACCUGCUCAUCUUCGCCGACAGCGACAGCGACAUGGCCGCGUUCAAGAAGGCCAUCUCCAAGCGCUUCAAGAUGAAGGACCUGGGCAGCCCAGACAUAUGUCUCGGCAUCAAGGUGCAGCACAACCGCAAGGCCAGGACCGUCACCAUGAGCCAGGAGCACUACCUGCGCAACGUGCUGGAGAGCUUCGGCAUGGCUGACUGCAAGCCUGUCGGCACGCCGCUCUGCACGGGCUACGUCGACAAGCCAGCCGACAAGGAGGAGCCACUCCCGGACGUGCCGUUCCGCGAGCUGCUUGGCUCCCUCCUCUAUGCUGCGACGAUGACGCGCCCAGACAUCUCAGCGGCUGUCUCCAUCCUGUCUCGCCGUAUGCAGCACUUCGGCAUGGACCAUUGGAAGGCUGCCAAGCACCUUCUUCGCUACAUCAAGGGCACCUUGUCCUACACCAUCAAGUACGCCGCCACUGGCGACACCAGCAACGGCAGCACUGCCGACGGCGUGCUCUCAGCGUACUCGGAUGCGUCGUUCGCCUCCGACGUUGACACGCGACGUUCCCGCACGGGCUUCGUCGUCUUCUGUUCCACGGGCCCCGUGUCCUGGAACUCCAAGCUGCAGGCCACCGUGGCCACAGCCUCCGCCGACGCGGAGUACAUGGCUCUCGCAGCCACCGCACAGGAACUCAUGUUCCUUCGCCAACUCCAGGAGGAGCUCACCGGCGCCGUCCUGUGCGAGCCCACGCUCGUCCACACGGACAACCAGCCGGCGCAGCGCGUUGCCGAACACGCCGCCUCGCGCAUGCGGCACAUCCUCGUCAAGUACCACUACAUCCGCGAGUGCGUCGACACAAAGAGGAUUGUGCUGAGCUACCUCGCCACGGAGCAUAUGAUCGCAGAUCUUCUCACGAAGAUCCUCCCUCGGCCCAAGACGGCUCAGUUCUGCACGAUGCUGUUCGACCAGCGUCCUCUGCCAGGCUGCCAGCCACGGGCCCGUCCUCAUUCGGGCCGAACGUCAACGCAGCAGAGAGGCUACCCCCUUCUCCUCUUCACCAACGGAGAAGCAGACGUCAACGCCGGCCAAGGAUGGGCCCGGCUCAAGGACCACUACGCUUCGCAGGACCGCCUCCGCAUCGCAGAGCUCAAGGAGGCGCAGCUUCACGUCCCCUGCGGCAACCUCGCCCGCUUCUUCGAGCGACACAUGGAGCUGCAGCAGCAGUUGCAGGACGCAGGCGUGCGCCAGGACAACGAGGACCUCUUCACCAUCGUCUGGAAGCAGCUGCCACGCUGGACAGCCCCGCUCACGCUUCCCUACUUUGCCAGUGGCCGCUUUCCCUCCCUCCUCGAGCUCAGCAUCAGGCUGCAGCAGCUGGAGCAGCAGAUGCGUGGUUCACGCACACAGCCGCAGGCAGGCGGCUUCAUGGCAAGCGCACCGGCACGCAGAGGUGGAAGACGCGGCUUCUCAACAGCAGCAACAACCACGGACGCCAGGGGAGGCAACAACGGGAGGUAA